UGAGGUCGUGUUAUGUCUGUGUGUGGUUACAUUAGUUCUUCUAGCCUGAUUUAGGCGACAGGAGGCGAGUAAGUGCUCAUGGUGGACUUAAUUUCUGCCGUGUAGAACUACUCUUUUACAGCCACGAUGGAAGCAGACAUCGUUCAGUUGUUAUGUGGUAAUGGAGGAGCGAUGGAGUAUGAUCUAUUACUGGAGCUUGCUAUCGGAUUUCCAGACAUAGACAGCUCUAAAUUUGACUCGCUUCUCCGGAAUAAAGAUCACUUCUUCCUGACCGAGAUUGCAGGUGUCAAACGAGUCCUCGCCAAAACAAGCCUUCGGUUGUGUAAAGUCACGGAUUGCAAUGAAUGUAAAAACCUUCAUCUUUGUAAGUUUUAUCUUCACGGAGAAUGCAACAGAAGGCCGUGUCGUUAUGGGCAUGAUUUAAACUCAGACCACAAUGCAGAAGUUCUGUCAGACCAUCGGCUGCAGAAGUUCAGCAGAGCUGAGAUCAGACAACUCCUGUUGCAGAAUGACACCCCACACUCCUUACUUCCACCUAUUUGUGCCAAGUACAACCACGGUGAUGGUGAAUACGGCCAGUGUGAGGACAAGGACACCUGCAACAGGCUGCACGUCUGCGAGGGCUUCAUGCGACACACCUGCGACGCUGACGCCUGCGGACGAUCACAUGACCUGUUCGAGCCUCAGCCAGUCAGGGUGCUGUGUGAGCGAGGCGUGCCGACCCAGCAGGUGGGCUCGAUGCGCUCUGUGUACCACCACAUCCUGCUGCUCAGGGGGCGUCGCCAAGGAGACCCAGCGGGAGGCGGAGCUGGUACUGUUGCCGGUGGCCGGGGCCGAGCUCGGGGUCGGGGAGGCCAAGGUCGGGGUGGCAGAGGACGGGGUGGCAGAGGACGCGGUUACAGUGACAAGGACCAGGGUGGCACAGGUGGCAGAGGACGGGGCAGAGGACGCGGCUCCAAGGACAUGGACCAUGGUAGCACAGGUGGCAGAGGACGGGGUGGCAGAGGAUACGGCUUCAGUGACAAGGACAAGGACCAGGGCGAGGAGCAGGGUGGCACAGGUGGCACAGGUGGCAGUAGAGAUGGAAGCUGCCCUCCACAGCCAGAGGUUGCUGAAAUCUGCCUGUCCUUCAUCAAAGGCUUUUGCAAAUAUGAGAACAGGUGUGUGCGCGUGCACUGCAAGAUGCCCUACCUGUGGCAGGUGAGGAGCGGUGACACCUGGAGUGACCUGGAGAAUAACGAGGACAUCGAGAGGGACUACUGCAACCCAAACUGCAUCACUACCUUCAGUCUGCAGGGGCAGCCAGUGCAUUUUGACAGCAUGCGGUGUGGUGACCAAGAAGUGAGGCGUCUCUCUACUGCCCCCUCUGUCAACUUGCCAGAGUUCAUCCUCACUACAGAGUGGAUCUGGUACUGGCAGAACGAGCGAUCCAUAUGGACCCAAUAUAUACCUCCGAUGUGCUCUGUGUCCUCUUGUGACCUUGAGAAGCGUUACCAGGCCGACAGCAAGGACGUAGUUCUCUUCACCGGCGGGAAACCACCACACCAGCAACAGUACCAACUCAGCUUUAAAGACAUGGAGCAGAGGAAUGUGUGUUAUGGCACCGUGAGGGUGGUGAGGAGACGACCCAAAUUCAUCUCAGCUGAAGGCGUCCAAACCGCCAAAACAAGUAGGAGGAGAGGUCCCACGUCAUCUCAGCCUGGUAGAGGCGUGCCGGGCUACUGGGACAGGUCUGCAGUGCCUGACACCGGAUACCAGAGAGUGACUCUUCUGAGUUCGGAUCGCGACUACCAGGAGGUCCAGGAAUUGUUCAACAAGACUCUAACAGGAUAUGACAUCAUCAGCAUCGAGAGGGUCCAGAACAAGGAACUCUGGGAAGACUUUCAGACGAAACGCGAGCGGAUGCAGAAGGCGAAUAAGGAUAAGAAGUACGGCGACGGGUCUCGACUGCUCUUCCACGGCACCGACCCCAAACACGUCCAGGCCAUCUGCCACCACAACUUCGACUGGAGGAAGUGCGGAGCCAACGGGACCGUUUACGGAGAAGGUUGUUAUUUUGCCCGGGAUGCCAGAUACUCCCACGAUUACGCCAAAGAGGUCCCGGUCCACAAUGGUCGUCGUCAGCGCUGCAUGUUCGUGUGUCGCGUCCUGAUUGGCAGCUACACACGAGGCCAGUCCCACUACCGCCUGCCGCCGUCCGUCGACGGAGAAGGACUGCUGAUGUACGACAGCUGCGUCAACGACGUCCGAGACCCGUCCAUCUUCGUAGUGUUUGACAAGCAGCAGGUCUACCCGGAGUUCCUGCUCACCUACGCUGAGUAUGUCCGUCCCUCCUCCUGCUCCUCCUCUGAUUCCCAUGAUGCCUCCUCCACUUCCCAUGAUGCCUCCUCCACAACGAACAUGUCUGUAGUUGCCAGUGCGCGGAAAACUGUGACUGUGUCCACUCUCACUUCCUCGUCUGUGACUCCGCCUCCUCUGUUGACCCCGCCCCCUGUCGUGACGCUGCCCCCAGCAAAGAGCGCAGGAAACGGUCUGGCUCACUCCCACAGUUCCACACUGAGCGCUUCUUCUAUUGCUGUCGUCGACGCGCUGAGUUCAGUGACCUUGUCCACUGUCACUUCCUCGUCUGUGACCCCGCCCCCUGUGGUGACCCCGCCCCCAGUACAGAGUGCAGGCAACGUGAUCACAGCUCAAAAGGUUCCAGCCACCAGUGGGACUUGGUCGAACUCAGUGACAAACAUCUCUACGGACCAAAGCGUUGAUGAUUUGUUGUCCGAUCUGCAUCGACUCAUAUCACUGACAUCCAAGUCCUCAGAUCCAGCCGCGCCUGUGCCAACAACAAGGCCACUGACUCAGGUUCCAUCUUCGUCCGGAUCCACCUCCGGUUGUUCUGCCUCGGCAAGCGGUCAUUCCUCACAAACUGCCCAAACCAAACACGCGGACCAAAGUGUUGACGACUUGUUACUGGAUCUGGAUCAACUCUUAUCACCAACCUAUGUUACAAAUCCCUCCUCUCAUCCUCAGUCCUCCAAGUCCUCAGAUCCGGCUCGGGUUUUACCUGCAGCCUCGACUGUGCCAACAGCAAGGCCACUGACUCCGGUUCCAGCUUCGACCAGAUCCACCUCCUGUUCUUCAGUCUCAUCAAGCAGUCAUGCUAAUAGACGGUCCAUCUCCGGGUCUUCAGUCUCGUCAAGCAGCCAUCUUUCCCAAACAGCCCAAGCCAAAUACAGGGACCCAAGCGAUGACGAUUGGCUAUUGGUAGAUCCCCCGAAGAGCAGAUCGUUGGCACCGAGCGAUCCCUUCAGAUCCACUGCAUUGGCUCGAGCCGCCGCCGCCGCCAUCAGCCGCGCUCAGCUCUCCUCCGCUUUGGAGUUGUCUCUGUAUGCGUCCACCGCCGGCUCCGCCGCGCCGCUGGUGCCACCGGCCUCUAGAAGAGCAUCCCCUCCUCCUCACUUGUCCCCUGUUACCACCACCACCUCCUUCUCAGCCUCAUCAUCAUCAUCAUCCUCACGUCCCACCCCACCUGUGUCUCGCAGCGUCAGCACGCCGGGUCGAGACAUGUACAAUACACCCGCAUCGGGAGCUAUGCCGAGGUCAAGCAGUGAACGCGAGGUGAAAAAGAAGGAGUGCAUCUUGUGCUGAUUUCAUUCUUGCUUUUUUCCAUUGGAUAUACUGAAUUUAAUAUAUAAUGAAAUGUUUACAACGUAAUAUUGUGAAUUAUUAUUUUAUACUACACUACAGGUUUACAGCCUGCUCAGUGCCCAGUAAAAGUAAUUAUUAUUAAAUACUGUAUGUAAACAGCCAGAGAAUCAAAUCGCUUAAAUCGAGGUAACCUACUCCUUCCAGAUGAAUGGAAUCUAAGAAUACAUCAAUA
Molecule: messenger RNA, 3874 nt
Organism: Engraulis encrasicolus (European anchovy)
Lineage: Eukaryota; Metazoa; Chordata; Actinopteri; Clupeiformes; Engraulidae
Product: protein mono-ADP-ribosyltransferase PARP12-like
Exons: 13
Coding region: 127-3642 (1171 amino acids)
Cellular component (GO): nucleus
Molecular function (GO): NAD+ poly-ADP-ribosyltransferase activity; metal ion binding; NAD+-protein mono-ADP-ribosyltransferase activity
Source: RefSeq, a predicted model, not a curated record